GAAUGUUUAUGAAUGCCCAUGCCAGUGCUGCUGUGUAUUAUAAAAUGAGUUCAUCACAACGUGGUGGUCCACAUUUUCUCCAUCCUCCAUAAUUCAAUCCAGACAACCUUUCGGGGUUGACAAUCCUGAAACUUUCCCUGAAGUACUGGACCACCUUGCUGACUUAUCUUCAACUGUCGUUUCCGUAGAUCGAUGUCACUCUCGUCAGUGAAUGAAGCAAUGCAGGACGUGACAGGAAAGGACCAAACAAUUUAUAUUGGGUUCGUAGGUUUUACCAUAUUGGUUUGGGACCACCUCGUCACCAGCGGAGAUGAGAUCGAAUUUAUCUGGAAAGGCCAUAAGGGGAUCCUUGUAUACUUGUUUCUACUGAACCGAUAUCUUACUCCUCUCGGCUUUAUCGUGAAUCUGGUUGCCUACAACCUCCCUUCAUGGAGCUACAAAAGUUGCCAGCAUUUUGUCCGAUACGAAGGGGCUAUGACAGCUAUAGGAAUUGAGAUAGUCGGGCUAAUGAUGCUGUUACGGGUCAUUGCAAUGUAUAGACAUCAACGGGCUGCCGUUGUGCUGGCGGUAUUAUUACUGCUAGCUUGGAUCGUAGUGACUGCAUGGCUAUUGACUUAUGGUGGACCUGUUAUUCACACAGACAAUAUUCACUCUUGUACCAUGGUGUUCAAUUCCGGCAGUAUUGCUUCGGCUUCAGCUUGGUUGCCUCUCCUCUACGACACGUAUGUCUUUGGGUUGACGUUCAACCGCACGUUUUCUUUGAUCCGCAAUAAAGAAGCAAGUCAUGUUAUUCGUACUCUCUUCGCAGACGGGUUACUGUAUUACAGCGUCAUUUGCGCCGUAAAUCUGGUGUUGACAAUCAUGAUAAUUAGAGCUCACCAGGGGGUGAAAAAUAUUGCCGCACAGCUCGGGCUUCUUCUCACCGUCACAAUGAUGUCAAGGAUCACUCUGAACCUCAAGAAGGAAGCGUAUUAUGGACAUAGUCGCCUUCACUUGCAAGCGGAAAAUAUUAUCAUGUCUACACGCAAUCAUGCCAUAUCAACACCCUCAGGGGGAGUUGUCGCUCUUAACCGAUUGCGAUCACACUCUGUCCCCUCCACAGCGCCCGUUGGGUCGAGGAGCCGUGCGCGAUCUGGCUCUACAAGUUCUCUUUCCCCCACUAUGCGAGCCAUCACUUUCGCAGAGAAUCCAUCAAUCUCUGCUACCCAGCCUCAUUUGAGCGCAAUAUAUUCUGCUACCAAAAUCUCGGGCGCCCAAAGUCCCGUGGGGGGGAGUCCAGUUAUCGAGCAUGCCGACUGGCCUUCAGUCUCAAAUUCCAACGAGUGGAAUACUGCUGAUAUUGUAUGAUCUUGUAGGGAUUCCGUAUCCCUUACGCACCGACUGGACCUUCAAAUAGAGUUCGCGUCAAGUGCGCCCACGUCAGUCACGGAUGCGAAUAAGCUCUACGCCUCACAUCAGACUUACGGGGAAACAACCCUUACUCUCCAUUUUCUUUUCGUUAUUCUACAUUCUCCUUCGUCACUCUACCCUGUACUCAUGUACCACGAGACCGUCCUACACCAUAUAUGCUUUCUCUCUUCCCCAUGACCUCUUCCUAGUUCCGGCCGUAUCAAACGCUCUCAGAAUGUAUUUAUACAGCGCAUGUACUCUCAUUUUCGUUAGCAGAAUACUACUCAGUGAUUUCCUGCUCCAA
Molecule: messenger RNA, 1693 nt
Organism: Suillus subaureus
Lineage: Eukaryota; Fungi; Basidiomycota; Agaricomycetes; Boletales; Suillaceae
Exons: 16
Coding region: 193-1347 (384 amino acids)
Source: RefSeq, a predicted model, not a curated record